Saitoella complicata NRRL Y-17804 is the source of this 804-nucleotide messenger RNA. RefSeq names its product 60S ribosomal protein L8. Gene Ontology annotation, biological process: cytoplasmic translation. Bases 29 to 787 code for a protein of 252 amino acids. NCBI's taxonomy places the organism in Eukaryota, Fungi, Ascomycota, Saitoellomycetes, Saitoellales, Saitoellaceae. The record is from RefSeq and is a predicted model, not a curated record. The transcript has 3 exons. Gene Ontology annotation, cellular component: ribosome; cytosolic large ribosomal subunit. Gene Ontology annotation, molecular function: RNA binding; structural constituent of ribosome.
GUCACCACCUAACCAGCACAGCAGCAAAAUGGGUCGCGUUAUCAGAGCUCAGAGGAAGUCCGGUGGUAUCUUCAAGUCCCACACCCGUUUGAGGAAGGGUGCUGCCCAGCACCGUACCCUCGACUACGCUGAGCGUCACGGUUACGUUCGUGGUGUCGUCAGGGAGAUCAUCCACGACCCUGGACGAGGUGCCCCCCUCGCCAAGGUUGUCUUCCGUGACCCUUACCGCUACAAGCAGCACACCGAGACCUUCAUCGCCAACGAGGGUAUGCACACCGGUCAGUUCAUCUACACCGGUAAGAAGGCCGCUUUGACCGUCGGUAACAUCCUUCCCCUCUCCGCCAUGCCUGAGGGUACCAUCAUCUCCAACGUCGAGGAGAAGGCUGGUGACCGUGGAGCUCUCGGCCGUACCUCCGGUAAUUACGUUAUCGUUGUUGGUCACGGUGAGGACGGCAAGACCCGUCUUAAGCUUCCUUCCGGUGCCAAGAAGAUCGUCUCUUCUGAGUGCCGUGGUAUGAUCGGUAUCGUUGCCGGUGGUGGACGUAUCGACAAGCCCCUCUUGAAGGCUGGUCGUGCCUUCCACAAGUACAAGGUCAAGCGUAACAGCUGGCCCCGUACUCGUGGUGUUGCCAUGAACCCCGUUGAUCACCCUCACGGAGGUGGUAACCACCAGCACAUUGGUAAGGCUUCUACCAUCUCCCGCUACGCCGUCUCUGGUCAGAAGGUCGGUCUUAUUGCUGCCCGCAGGACUGGUCUCCUCCGUGGUACCAAGGGCAAGGAGGAGUAAGUAUUUUGACAUUAACC